Xyrichtys novacula (pearly razorfish) is the source of this 19027-nucleotide messenger RNA. Lineage: Eukaryota; Metazoa; Chordata; Actinopteri; Labriformes; Labridae. The record is from the annotation of a GenBank genome assembly.
AGAAAGUCUUAGAUGGAGGCUGAGCUCCCGAGAAUUUUUCUAUAUGUGUCAUGUCGGUCAAGUUUCCUUUAUCUUGGCACAUUCAUGUUUUGUUUCAUGUAAUGUCCUUCCUGUUUUAGUUUGUAGUUUACUAACCCUUGUCUCUGUCCUCUAGUUUUAUUCCUGUCUGGUCUGCCCUGCCCCCUGUCUCAUCACACCUGCUGCCUGAUUGUGUCUUCCCACCUGUUUCUCAUCACCCUCAUUACCUCUUGUAUUAAACCUCGUGUGUCUCACCAAACCAUUUUUACAGUCCCAGACUAAAAACUAAAAGUCUUAAGUAAAUCUAGGAGUUUUAUCGGAGUCACAGCACACUCCCGUCAUCUCAGUCAUUAAAUUUAAGAUGGUAAUCUGCUCUGUUUCAUCUUAAACAUGUUUGAUAUUAUCACAAGAAGCAGUGGCGUAACACAAACAGCAAUCUUAUGAGCUCUAACAAAAGCGGAAAACGAAAUCUGACAGUCAAAACAAGAAGAAUAAGAAUGUAUGAGGAAUUACUGGCGAUAAAACGUCGAAAGCAGACGGUCCAGAGAGAGGAGCGGGUGGUGAAGAUGUUGGCAGCUCAGCCUCGUCUUUUCAACAUCAACUGCAGGGUUUCCCGUACAGAAUAUAUGAGAUUAGCUUUUGAGAUUUUUAGGAUCUGCAGGAACCCUGGGACUUUAUAAUCUAAAUGAAGAAUGGCUGAUGACUGUCAAAAACUGAGACUAUAAAAUCGAAUCCAUCUAAUAAUCAGGAGUGAAUAAAAAAGAUUUAAACUGUUUCCUGCUCUCAUCACGCUCACACCUGCUUCACGGAUUUGCACAAGAUAAAGUUUCACCUCUAAUUUAUGCACAACACUUAGCAGACAGAUGCUGCGUCAUGGGGGGAUCUUCCAUUUGGGUCUACAUUUGUGGCUCAAUGAGGCUUGUACUGCACACUCAGGUCCACACGCAUUAUCACAAGCAGAGUGAAACCAAAACUAUUAUAUCUCUGUGGAAAUGCGUUGGAUGAAGAUCUAUAUACCUGGCAGAGAACAUGUACUGUACCUGAGCCAUGUAGCUCAUAUUGUAUGUAUUUAUGGAGGGUAAUGGGGAUAAUAGGAUUUACAUGAGCUGUUAAUGUGAAGACACAGGGAGACAGAAUUACUGUGGCAAUCAUUUAAACCGAAAGCAGCAAGAAUCUUGGCACAUUAAACGAUUCCUUCACAGCGACGCACCCAAAACAAUUUCCCGCCUGGGUGACCGUACUUGCUUGUUCUGCGAUCUGAUUAAGCCGGUCGGAGGGGGAGACAAGAGAGAGUUUAGUGGCAGCACUCUCUCACCCCCUCUCUCUAAAGCGUUCAUUCACUCCCAGCUUAGCAUCAGUCAUCUGUAACGAUAAUUGUAAGAUUGAUCCUGACAUGCAUGAGGUUAAUGCCAUCCAUUUGUCAGAUUAAAACUGCUCCUCGAAGAUGCAGGAAGAGUUGCUUCAGCUAUCAGCGCUUUCAUAAUGUGAAUAAUGAUACCUGCAACAGUCUACAAAUAGAAUAAGCCGACUGCUGUGAGCGUGCAUUUAAAGGCUCAUUGCGAUGAAAAUCAGGUUUUUCUUGUUGUCUACAUGUUCAUAUGGCAUUUUUAUGAUGCUACAGGAUAUAUCAUGAGAAAAGUAAGUGUGAAAUUGCAUUUCUGAAUAUUCUGAACAUUCUGUGUAAUUAAUUUCUAAAGUUUGUCCGCAGCUCCAUAGGGAUUGCUGGAGGAGGCGGGAUUUAUGAUCUAUACUGCAGCCCGACACCAGAGGGUGCUGUUCUCGAGGGGGCUUCACCAAGCAAGGAGGCAGACGGCGUUCAUUCUAUACACAGUCUAUGGUUCAGAUAGAGUAAAAUUUUCUAUAGCAAAUCUAAGCUCAGCAUCCAGAGCCUCGCUAUGCAGGCCUGAUUCGGAAGAGUAGAGAGAACGAUCGCAGAACAAGCGUGUGCGUUAGCGGAUUGCAAUGCUCGUAAGAAAGUAUGUAAGAAAGAAAUAAUGAUAUUAAAUUUCAUCACGUCCCCAAAGACAAUACUGUCUGAGAGAUGAAUAGCUUCUAUGUUACCUGCCACUUCUGCUACACCUAGGGUGACCAUAUUCUGACUUUGCAAAAAGAGGACACGACUACCCGGGGGCGGAGUCACGGAGUUCUUUACAAAACCAUGGGCAUUUAAAGGAUUUUAUAAACUUCCCUGUACAAAGCUGGACAGCCCCCCCAAAAAAGAGGACAUGUCCGGGUAAAAGAGGACGUUAAGGUCACCAUAACUACACCGGCAAUGUUAGGCUACAAGCUAAAGAUUACCAUUGACGCGCAAAUGGAGUGAGUAAAUACUAUUCGUUCACGCAUCUAGAUUUGUGCAAAUUAAGUGAGUAGAUGAUUUUACUCACGCUUAUUGUGAGUGCCCUAUUAGGCUGCAAGCUAGUGUAAAGAGGAGUGAGCAGAGAAACACUGUCUCCGCCCACGACUCAGAGGUGAAUUACUAAUGAGCUACUGGAGCUCUGCAGAAGAAAAGCCCUUGAAAAUGACACAGGUAACGUGAUUUUGGCUGAAAACUUCAUAACCACAAUUUAAAGACCACUGAGAACACUUUAAGUAGUAAAAAAAAUGAUCGGAAUGAGACUUUAAGGGGCAGAUGAUGAAAAAAUGGAGGAUGUAUAGAGUGGAGUGCAGAACUAGGUGACACACACAUACACGAGCAAAAACACAUAAUGCCUGAUCGUGACCCUUCACUGUUAUGCAGGCUCCAGUUUUAGUACUUCCACUCAUGCGACUGAAAUCUUGAUAACGUGUUUCUCAAAAAGAUACUGACAGCAUGAAUCAAACCCUAUUAACCUCAAUCAGGGUCGGACAGGCGGCUCUGGUCCUGACAGGAAACAAAAUUAGAGAUGUGAGAGAUACUUUUAUUUGAUUGGAUAAUUAAAAUGACAACAUUUUCUUAAGUUCCGGUAUUAAAACUCACUCCAUUUCGUGUAAAGAUAACCGAGCACUCCCCUUUUUUGUCACUUGGCCAUUUUGUUUAAGUUUUUGCUUUGAAGAGAUGCUUUAUCAGCGUUGUCCCACUUCACACUGAAUGAAACACUCUUCCAAACAGAGAGCGUGUCAGUGGAAAGUAUUUAAAGGUCAUAAAGAGAUAAUAGAUACCUAAUUCAAAAAUGUGUCAAGCAUUCAGUGAGGAGUAAGAGAAUAAAGACGAAAACAUUUUCAUGGACCAUUUGGAUGUAUUCUCUGUAGAAACCAUUUUAAUUAUACUGAUUUACAGCUCAUUAUUAAAAAUUAAAGGCUUUGAUCAGCACACAUUUGGUCAACAGAUGCCUGAUUAUGCCGCUACCUCUUUUGUUUAACCCUGGAGAAAUAUUAAGUGCUUUAUUAAUAAAAAAGGAUUUCAGGUUUGGUAUUUUAUUACUCCAGUAAAAAGGAGAUUCAGAACGUGUGAGAAUGAGAGUUACAUAUGAUAUUGGCACUUUUAGACACGCCUCAGUUAGAAAACUCAUCUACAGGGAAAUAGAGAAGGGCUGAGUUCAUUUAGCUGUUUCAUGUUAUAUAUUCCUUAUCAGUGAUUCUUAUCGGGUUUUUUUUAUUUCAAGACACUCUGACUGCAGACCUCCACUGAGUGAACCAGAAGUUGAUUUGAUUCAAAAUGAAAGCGAAUAUACCGGGUGAACAUUAUUUAUUUUAUUUAUUUAUUUAACACAAGAAGUUGUUUCAUAGCCUUUCAAAACAAAAGCAAAUAUACCAGGAGUACUUUUUUUUUUCUUUUUAAUUUUACAUCAGAAGUUGAUUCGAAGCCUUUCAAAAUAAAAACAAAUAUACCUGAAGAACGUUUAAAAAAAAAAAAAAAAAAAUCUUAAGUAAGAAGUUGAUUCAGAGCCUUUCAAAAUAAAAAUGAAUAUACUGGGAGUACGUUUUCUUAUUUAUUUAUUUAUUUAAUUUAACAUUUUUACAUCAGAAGUUGAUUCGAAGCCUUUCAAAAUAAAAACAAAUAUACCUGAAGAACGUUUAAAAAAAAAAAAAAAAUCUUAAGUAAGAAGUUGAUUCAGAGCCUUUCAAAAUAAAAAUGAAAAUACUGGGAGUACGUUUUCUUAUUUAUUUAUUUAUUUUAUUUAAUAUUUUUACAUCAGAAGUUGAUUCGAAGCCUUUCAAAAUAAAAGUGAAUAUACUAGGAGUACAUUUAAAAAAAAAAAGUUUUCUUAAAUAAGAAGUUGAUUCAAAGCAUUUCAAAAUAAAAGUGAAUAUACUGGGAGUAUGUUAUUUAUUUAUUUAUUUUAAUUAAUUAAUUAAUUAAUUAAUUAAUUUAUUUAUUUUUACUUUGGAAGUAGUUUGAAGCCUUUCAAAAUAAAGGAAAUAUACCAGGAGAAUUUUUUUUUUUUGUCUCUUUUUUUUUUUUUUUACGUAAGAAGUUGAUUCAAAACCUUUCAAAACAAAAGCCAACAUACCGGCAGUUUUAUUUUGGGGGGCUUCAUGAAUAUAAUUCUAAUCUGAUUUUUUUUGAGUGUGUGUGCAUUCAUGUGUUCAACAAAGACAAAAUACCAAACAGGAUGACCACUUCAAACUAACUGGAGCGUGUGAGAAAAAAAUGUCACCUCGGGUCCUGACAGUGGAGGUUUGCAGCCAGACCCCUCUCGUUUUUUUCCCCCUUUUAACAACAGUUCAGAGUUCAGACAGAGCCAACAUCAGAGCUUCUAGGAGGACGAAUCGCAACAGUCAAAUUUUGGUCGAGAAUACAGAAAAAGAAGUACUGCUCCCACCCAGGCUAUUAAAGCUUCACGUUCGCUUAAUUCUCAGUUCUGGUCAUGAUAAAGACUCUCUAUUCCUGAACCAAACCCAUGAGUCUUUACUCCAUGUCUAAUGAAUGGUAACCUUUACGAUUAGUCACACUAAGUUACAGGUAAUUGGGAGUUAAAUACAAAAUUAGAAUAUGUAAUUUACCAAAUAAUUGGAGCCAUUACACAAGAUAGGAAACACUUAGCAUAUGGUAAUUUAGUUAAAGCACUAAUUGUGUGACCCAUUACUUCAAGUUAAUGCAGUGUGGGAUCAAGAUGGGAAAUAAGCAGAUUUUCUUUAAUGUAAAUUAUUUUAUCUCUUAUUCUACUCUCCUCAACCUUUGGAACCAGUUGUAAAUAUCUGUUCUGCUGUAUUACUCUAUUUGGUACAACAGAGGAGCAGAUCCACAUUUUAAAUGUCAUGGACAAACUAUUUUAUGUUUUAAUCUGUUAUCUUUAAGACUUGGGCGGUGUUCGAUUUGGUUUGUGUGCCUCUAGCAUUUCAGAUGAGAGUAAUCUGCAACAGAAGACUUCUCUGUUAUUUGAGGUGUCUAUGAAAAUGUCUGUCAGACUUGAACCUGAGAUCUACUAUGAGAGGUACCCAGAUGAUUUAACUUAUAUUUAGACCCUAAAGGGGUCUACUUGCAUAGACACAUUCCAGUGUUUCCCCGAUAGUGUAUUUGGUGCCCUGCCCUGCCAAAGAGAUCCUAACCCAGAAACUUAAGAUGUAGAUUAUGAAUUAAAUUUUUAUUUUGAUCAAAACGACCAAUAAAAUAUAAUUCGCACAAUUUCAGACUCUAAAGCUUGCAAUUGUUUCAUUGCUUUAAAGAAAACUGUAUCUUUCAGCUCCUCUGCGACAAGCGGGACUUUCGACUCGAUCCUCUCUCUAUCUUAAGACAAACACACAUACUGACAUGAUGUGCUGCGUAGUUCAGAGGCGCGGUCAGCUACACUAAUUCUGGUAUUCUGGUCAUGAGCACUUGCCGCUUAUACACUGCCAGUUUUUGCGCAGGACGGUUUUGAUAAUUCAGGGUUCUGGCUACUUUCUCAGAAGGACAGAACAGCACCUAACUUCAUCUACAGUACAUAUAGGGUCCCAGCUAUAGUACUAGCCACCAAACAUCUUUUUAACUUUGACUAAUUUCUUUAGCAAAGAGACUAAACACAACACACCUGCCCUCUUCCAGCAGCACCUUGUUUGUAGCGAGACCUCAUAUCAUAAAUGUUCUUCCUUGAGCUGCGUCACACCACUGUAGUCUGUAAUAGACUGGCCUGAGGUCUGUCGUUUUGUGGCGUUUUGGUUGAGGUUUGUGUAUGGCUCCUCAGACCGCUGUGUAUUGUUAUCAUGCCGUCGUUACUAAAGUUAUAAAACUAGAGAAGCAAGCAGUCUGCAACAUUCAUCUCUCAAGGGGGGUGUCUAACUUGGUGUUACUGUGUGUUUGACCCAAAAUUUAUUUUACGCUGGAACAUCCCUUUAAGCAUCUUUCCCAGCCUUAAAAACAGCACUCGCUCAUCUCCCACCACCCCGUAUGACAAAGACAUGCGUCAUACAGGGUGACGUACUGUAUGUCUACAUCGUACGUCUUUGGACUAUAACAAACAGAGGGAGCAGCCAGAGGUUGCGCUCUAUACAAACUGCUUUUAGAUUUUAUUCUGUAAAAGGUUUAAACUUUGUGUGGUAUGUCCUCAAGUUUUCUGAAUGCACAUCUAUGGAGGAAAUCUACUGGAUACGGAUGUUCUGUUUUUAUGAAUUUCCACAGGCCGUAUUAUGUAGAGUGGGAUAUGCCCACAGAGAUGAGAUGCAGCACUUUGGUAUUUGCAAUUGGAAAUUACAGACUUUGCUCAUCCACUUACCGGUACUAAAUUACAUAUGGACACAUCUAUUCAACCACACACUCUCAAAGAGGCUUUUACAGUGUCAUACAACUCUCUGUGAAGGCAAAAGUAUUCAGCGAGAUAGUAACAGACAUCAAAUAUCGUGUUUACUUUGAAACACUGAUGUGCUGGGCUCCAGUCCAACGACAGCCACUCUUACAACUAUCGCACAACUCCCUCUCUGCCUCACUCUUUUCUUCCCCGCCCUUAAACACACACAGCACCACACAUAAGCUCCAACUACCUUCUAUUCUGGUGAUCAUAAUUAUUUGAUGACAGAGCUUCUGGUUUCUCAACCACGCUUUUGUACACUCGAUCUGGAUGUGAAUUAUUUAGCAUGGAGAGCUAGAAAGGUGGUCCCUAAAAAAACAGCAGGUGCAGUCAAACACUGGAGGCAGGACACACAGAGAGAGCUUUAUCUCAACUACUCAUCCACCCACCUCUUACACACAGCUCUUCAGUCGUGCUCUCAUACCCUGUGCUUACAUCUAGCUGCAUACCAAUACAUUCUUUCUUCAUCCAUUCGCCACUUCGUCCUUUUAAUCACACCAGCAAACCCUCGGUGUCAAGCUGAUGUCGAUUCGCCCCAGGUGAGAAGUUCCUUGGAUGGACUGACCCCUCCCUGCGUCCCUGUUCUCAAUCAGCCACCAUGGAGGAGCUCCAGAGAAAACUGAACCAGCGCUAUGAAGGCACCAAGCCCAGAAAGGUGAGUUGUUUACUUGGAUGGAUUUUCAAGUGUUUUCAUGACUGUACAGCGCUGAGAUAAAAAAAAGACAUAUUGAGGUCAUAACUGAUCUUUCUAUCUGUGGGUCUUGUAGACGGUUGUCUUAACAUCAAAGUCAUGUUUCCUCACAUUGUAUCACCAAUCGAUGAAGCCGGCGUGUCUGACGUCGUCAAACCGACAGAAGGACUUGUACAGGAUGUUAACUUGCAUAUUGAAAUGCUGACAGUGUUUGAAUCCGCCUGAUCCAAAAGCGUUUUUCUUUCUCCACUUAUAUUCUAAUUUUCUACUCUGGAUUUUAGUCAUACAGCAGUCAGCGUUCAAGUGCAUUCAAACAGCGAGUAAAAAGGUGUCACCUUUGACUCAAAACCACAGGUGAGAUUCAAGCUGGCGUCGUCAUACAGCGGUCGGGUGCUGAAGCAUGUCUAUGAAGAUGGUCAGGAGCUGGACAGUCCAGAGGAGAAAUACCCUCACAGCUUUGUUCACCGCAAGAUCCCACCCAGUCACCUGGAGAUGGAGCAGCUCUGUGGCUUUGAGGAGACUCAUGGUGACCAAGAGGGUGAGUGAGAAUCUAUCUGGUAAUCUACUGUAUCACUAACUGUAUGUUAAUGCUAAGAGUUGUAUUUGUAGUCUGCUCCUCUUGGUUUCAAUUUAGGCUGCACUAAACUUUAUUUAUCUGUCAUAGUAAUAAACUCACUUGGACACCUAAGGACUAACGGCACAAGAACUUUCUUUAUUUAAAUAUAUUAUUACUCUCAUUAAGCUGUUUAAAAGCUAUUUUCUCCACACAUAAAAAUGUUAGAUAGGGCUGCUUCCUCUGGCCUUACAAUUGCAUUUCAAUCACUGUAAUUCUUCACCCCAGUAGGCUAUAUGGCUGAGAUGCUCAGACAGGCCGUGAGCAUGCUAAAACUGCAUAUACUGUAUGUGUAUAUGUUCACACAUAAGAUGCACCAGAUUGUAAAGCGCAUUGGCGCAUUGAUUGUUUUUUGUUGCUAGCGCAUACUCUGGGCCCGGGCUGCCCUACAUGAAUGCACUUUUAGUUCAGACGUAACAGUCAGGCAGUGUUGUAGACUGCUCAGGGGUCCUGUUACGGGGCCAAUUAGGUAGUGACACAGCGUACCGAAAUGCUCUGAAUAUCCAUUAAGCGGAGUGGCUUCGUUGCUUACGAAAGUCGUACAUGUACGUUGUGUAUGUAUACACAUUUCAACAGAUUUUUGGGUGCAUUGUACCACAAAAAAUCAGUCAGUAAGCACAACAAGUAAUCAUACAGAAGGCGCGCUGGAUUAUAAGGCGCACUGCCAAUUUUUGAUGAAAUCUAAGGAUUUUAAGUGCGCCUCAUUGUCUGUAAAAUACGCUAUGUUAAGGAAAGCUGGAGCUAUAACAAGCAAACCUUUCUUGGCAAAGCUUUUCACAAAGAGAAUUAAGAGGGGCUAACCCUGCCAUCUCCAAAGUUCACAUCGCUAACCUCCAACUGUAACUGAAGAGGCUCUCGUUCUUAGCUGGCUAAUAUUUGACCUGCUGUAAGAAGGUUAAAUUAAAAGUAGCCAUAGGUUUUCCUGCACUGGUUUACCAGAAACCAUGUUAUAUAAGGUGUCCAUAUUCUGAAUCCCCAAAAAGAGAACACAACUACACAGGAUUGGAGUCGCACAGUCGUGCAUAGUAAAUUUUGAGAGUUUUUUGGGUUGGGUUGAAUGUUUUUUACUCACACGUCACAAACUCUAAACUUCCGUUCAAAACCUCGCACAUUUAAAGGAUUUUAUAAAAUCCCACGGACAAGGCCGGAUAGCCCCCCAAAAAAGGACAUGUCCGGGUAUAAGAGGACGUAUGGUCAAUCUAUGUUAUAAAAAUGUGAUUUUGAAAAUGGACAACUUGGCCUUCUUCAAAACAUGAGUCAAACAAGCAUGAUGUAAAUAGAGGACUUGGUAAGCCUAUCAUCUUAGCUGAAAAAGCUAGCAUAACAUAGGUGUUUUUUGUCAUUGUAGACCAUCAUCCCAAAGUACAUGACUUGUAAGCACAUUUUUACAAGAUCUUUGUUUCUCUGUAGUCUGCAAGUUCCACUGACAACAUGCUUUAUGUUGUACCCAGGUGUCUGUCCUCCCACAGGACUCAUUGCCCAGAGAAUAAAUGUGUACAGAGGAAUGAGUGGGUACAAACCGUCUGCAGGCCAGACUGAGGAUACAGAGGGAGAUGGCACAGUAAGUAACGCUGCUUGCAUGGUUUUGAUUUCAUUACAUUUUGAUAUUAAUCAACAUCAACUUAGAUUGGAUCUCUCACCAGCAGAGCCAUUUGUCUGUCAGAAUGUUAAGUACUUGGAUCUGUCUUAAUGUCUUAAUUCAUUUCCCGGUGCCGCCUAAAUGGACUGGAAUCGGAAAAUAAUACGAUUUUUGAUGGAUGAAAAUAAAAUGCCCAUCUCUGCACAUAAUUGGAUGUGAUGUGAAAUAGUUGGGUAGCAGUUUAAAACAUUGAAUCAAAUUUUUUUAGAUACUUGCAUGCACGCGUUUAAGAGUAAAGUUGAUUAAAUUUAUCACUUUUUUUAGCUCUCAAAGUACUUCACUACACAUUAAAAUAUAAUAAAAGCAACAAUAAUAGAAAAAAAACAAUACUUAAAUGGACCAGGACAAAAAUAUAAUUGCAAUUAUACAUAAUAAAAUUCAAUGGUCAAAUGCCAGUUAUAGAAAUAACACAAUCGGUUUACAGCCGUACACAUUAAUGGCUAAGAUGCUUAGAAUCUGUUUAAUAUUUUCAUGAUUUUGUUUGAUUCGUGCGUCUCCAAAUCCAUUAAAUUGAGCUUGAUUACUGCAAUCACUCUUUGGAUAGACUUACAUAAAGGGAACUGCUAUUUUGGAAGGGUUGGCAUACCCAGCAGAACAUUGCAAGCCUACAUAUGCUAAAAGGAGACAUGCCAAAAUAAACACAUGCUGGAUUACCAGCCAACAGAAUGCAUUUCGGUAAUUAAUUCCUACAUCUUUAGAGCAAAACAAGCAAUCAAGACUUAAAUAAGACCAUCCUUGGGUGAUCAUAGAAUUAGCUACAUGCUGUUCGGUACAAACUGUACAACAAUUAAAGAGGAACAAUGACAGCAACAAACUAGUUAAUCUGACAGGAAAAAAAGGCGAUGUUACUGAGCUGCUGUGACAGUGGCUUCAUUAGUGCAGUGGGCUGAGAGGGAGGUCAGCUACAUCGCCUGCUGGCUUAGUGUCAGUUUCAUUCUUUUAUCCUCUAAACAAAGGCAUGCUCUGCUCUGGUGACCGAGGCCAGUAUUUAUCACAUUAAUCAGUGAAAAACAGCAAUCUGAAUUAAGUUUAUCCUUUUUGGACCUUUAAUGAAAGCAACGCACAGUGGUCAACGAGGGCGCAGCGGCUGUCUAAUGAGUUUCUCCCCUACAUGACUAAAAUGCUAUAUCCCUGUGUUUUAUAAUAAGGAAGAUUUCACAAAGAAGAGUGUGUGAUUGGCUCAUUUCAAAAAGUAUCAAAACAGAAACUUUUUGUGCCAGAAAAUAAAGUUUGGAAAUGUCAGAAUUAACACCAGGACAUCAUCUGUGACUCAGCAGAAAUGUCGCUUUAGCUGCAAAAUGAGGGGAUGUACUUCAAGCAGAAGUUAGUGACAGUAUAACUGAAUUUCUGUGAAUUUGCAUGAAUUAAAGUUGGACUGACAUGUAACUCUACUAGUUAGAGAAAGAAAAAAAAACUUGAUUAUUUGCAAGAAAAAAUGUUUUUACUGAGGUAAACAGUUUAAGUAACAAGUGAAAACGACAUAUCAUACGACAUCUUCCUUUGUCAUUCUGAGUUCACUGCCGUGGCAACAGUGUUUGAGAUUGAUGGAUAUUUUGGAAUUUUUUCUGUAUUCCAGUUACCUCGGAAGUCCGAUGUCGGAGUUGGGAAUGACGUUACACCCGAGUUGACGGCGUUGCGGUAAACAAGUCAGAAAACCAAGAUGGACGCCUACUGUUAGCCGUUACAGUUGUUGUUAAUAAUUGUCAGUCUUCGAUAGUGGUUGUUAGCUUUUGUUAGCCGUUGUCAGUUGUUGUUAGUGGUUUUCAGUUGUUGAAAGCUGUUUUCAGCUGUUGUUAGCCGUUUUUUCACAAAUGUCAGCUAUUUUUAGCUGUUGUUAACAUUUGUCAGUUGUUGGAAGCUGUUGUCAGUUGUUGUUAGCUGCCAACUGUUAGCUGUUGUUAACAAUUGUCAGCUGUUGUUAGCCGUUGUCAAUUGUUGUUAACAGUUGUCAGCUGUUGUUAGCGGUUGUCAGUUGUUGUUAGCGGUUGUCAGUUGUUGUUAGCUGUUGUCAGUUGUUGUUGGUGGUUGUCAGCUUUCGUUAGCCAUUGUUAGUUGUUGUAAACAAUUGUUAGUUGUUGUUAGCGGUUGUCAGCUGUUUUUGGCCUCCAACUGUAAGCCGUUACAGUUGUUGUUAGCAGUUGUUGUUGGCGGUUGUCAGAUGUUGUUAGCCUCCAACUGUUAGCCGCUGUUAGCCUCCAACUGCUAGCUUUACCAGUUGUCAACAGUGCAUACCACAGAAUUUUACUCUUACAAACACCAUAACAUUGUGUUCACAGUUAGACGUUGGGCAGUACAACAUAUACCACUUAUUUAAUUUCACAAAAACAAAACAGAAGUGCUAAUAAAUAAAACUUUACAAGAGCUUUCACUGUUACUUUUUACUGUUGAUGCACUGCGCUGCCAUCUUGGAUAAUGAUGUUGUCGUCUAGUUGGGGGUGGUGAGGAUCGUCCGACUUUCCGAGUUGGAGGUCUGACUCAGAGCUCGGAAAUCCCGACUUCUGAGUACAACUGGAACGCAGCAUUUGAGACACCUACUAGCUUUCACGACACACUCGCCAUGUUUACAUGUGCAAAAUUUCUUGAUCCGAUUAAUUAAAAAUUUGAGGGAUCAGAAAAUCUGAAUUAGCUGUUUAUAUUGCCGCAAAAUCAUCAUCAAUCUGAGCCUGAUCUGUGUAUAAAUGCACCAAUUGGCCCUUAACUGUUUUUAUGGCCAUUCAUUACUGUCAUUACCCCUCUAACAUUCAGGUUUGCAGUAUUCCGCCCCUCUUCCCCUUCAGUCCCAUGUACAUUUGAAAGAUCGAGAGGUUCCUCCAUAAAGAUCUAAAGUAUAUUUCCAGAAUAACUGCAUUUCUUAAAUCCUACAAUAUACAACCAGCAGCUCAUCAGAACAGAAAGCAGCUGUACAACAUGUUGUGUUUUGCAGAGCUGCAAAACCCCUUCUGAGAUUCGGGGAUUUAAGAAAAAAAAAAAAAACAUCUGUGCAAAGGCCAAAUAGAGUAGUUCGUGUUAAGAUGUGCCACACGCUGUUAAUUUGAACUGAUGCAGGAUUUUCUCUUCUCUUUAGUCCUCGGUUCUUGAUUUUGGCAAGAUAAUUAUCUACACCAGCAAUCUGCGCAUCAUCAGAGCACCGCAGAGGAACCCUGAAGCGUUACGGCACCACACUGUACCUUCUGUGGACUUAGAGGGAUACCCAAAGGCAAGGGAGAGGGGGAGCAGGAGGAGGGCGAAAGUACUCCAUACACAGGACGGGGGAGAGAAACAGAUCAGCGACUCGGAGACUAAGGUAAUGAUCCAUGGCCAAAUUAUUCUCAGUGGUGUGGUAGGUGUUUUAUCACCUCGUUCCUGUUUCCUGGUGUUCUCAGUCUCACCACGUGUUCCCCUCCAUCCCUCUACCCCUCUCUAUUCCCCUGCAUACGUCUCCACUCAUCCUUUCUCCACUUUAUCUUUGCUUUGAAGAGGAUAACAGCGGGGUCUUCUGUGCACCCAUAUUGUUGCAAUUUGUUCCUUUGCACAGAGGGGUUUUUUUCUUCCUCGCAUCCCACAAUCUCCUCUGUGUUUCCUUGUAACUGCCACCUUCUUUGUGCCCCCACCCGCUGCAAUAACCACCAUCCCAUUGUCCUGGUGUUAUCUGUCAACUGUGAACAGAUAGUGAUGAGUCCACAGUUUUACUCUGCCCUUGCAGCAUUUGCUUGCCACUUGCCAGCCUGCAAGGAUACCAAGUUCCAGCUCCUAUCCCCUCCCUCUCUCCUCCCUGGCUGAUUACUCUUCUCUUCUCCUGACUCCUUCCAUCCUUUUCUCACCUCACUCGUUAUUUUCUCAUUUCUCUCCAUCUCCAGAAGAAGAAAAAGUUCAUCUCAGCUUUCUUUCAUUAUUUGGCAAUCUCACUCCUCUUUUAUAGUUUCUGUUCUUUAUCAUCUUUGCCUUUGUUGCCUAAAAUCCAAGGUAGUUGAUUUUUCAUCGUCUUCACAUAACUCAGGCUUCGAUUUAUACUCAUCAUGUGCAUGCAGCCUGCAAUCUACACCGAGAUAUUCGCCGGUGAUACAACAGCUGAAUAUUACAAUGUAGUGGGUGGAAACAUCGCCUCCUCUUCCUGCAGCUUGAACUAAUGUAGGUGAGAAUGAACAGUGAAUUGUAAGACAAAGCACCAACUUUCAGCCCUGUGUGCAACUUUUGCGUACUUCAGCUGAGAAAGCUCACCUGACGCUGCUUUAAAAUACAACACCUGAACACCUGCAGCAAUAAAUCGUGGACCAUAAUGAAACCUGAAAAGCAGUUUUUGGCAAGUUUUGUUGUUGUUGUCGUCAGCCCAUUACACAGCCAAUGAGAGCACCAGGAUCGAUUCUUGCAGGAUUCUAGAUUUGACCAACAGGAAAAAUUUGUCAAAAAACAAAAAUAAUUAUAAUCCCGCAACAAAAAACUGUCUGUUUUGUUAAAGUUGGCGUAUUUCAAGACAAGUGCAGCUUAAAUUGUUCCAAGCUAGUCCAAAUUAACAGCUCAUAGAGAUACUGAAACUUCCUUUAAGUGAUACUCAGAAGGUUUUCAACCAGCUCACAUGGAAAACCCAGCUGGGGCAACACUGCUGCACUCUCAUUAGUAUUUUAGUGUGUGUGUGGUCAGGUGACACCGAAGAAAGGCAGCUUAAGUGUGCAUGGUGGUUGGAUGAACCAAACAACACAGGACAGAGGAGUUAUACCAACUUUAGUAAUGAUCGCACAAUAGCAAUGUCUUAAUUAAACCCUGCAUUAAACUACUGAAUGUAUUGAAUGGAUUCAUUUAAAUGAAAUAGUGAAGAUCUAGACACUUAUUAAGGUGGAAAACUAGAGAUUUUUGGGGAAAAAAAACCCAAUAUAGCUUUGAAACUCAUAAUUGUUCUUAGAAUAUUAAACCCUUUCUUAAAGGGGUAUUCUGGCAUAAAUUUAAGUUAUGGUCAAAUACAGUGUAACACCGAGUUAGACACCCCCUCGAGAGAUAAAUGUUGCCGACUGCUCGCUUCUCUAUUUAUACCAACUUUAGUAAAGACCGCACGAUAGCAAUACACUGCGGUUUAUGUCUCCACACGCAAACCUCAACCAAAACGCCACUCUAUAGCCACAAAUAAUGCUCAGAACAGCACCUAACUUCAUCAACAGUACAUAUAGGGUCCUAGCCACAGUACUAGCCAUCAAACAUCUUUUUAACUUUGCCUGAUUUCUUUAGCAAAGAGACUAAACACAGCUCACCCACUCUCCUCUAGCGGUCGCUAAUUUGUGGGGGAGCCCUGACGAGUCGAUCACCGAGUGCAGCGGAUCAUUUCCAUGAAGUAAUAAUCAUCAUAAUAUAAUCAUGAUCAUUUUGCGCUGCAGACGUUGUAGUUUUUCUGCCAUAGCGUGCAAUGAUCAUAAAUGUUCUUCCUUGAGCUGCAAAACUCUGAUGCACUUGGUGAUCGACUCAUCAGGGCUUUUUGGUUGAGGUUUGCGCAUGUAGACGUAGACUGCUGUGUAUUGCUAUUGUUCGGUUGUUGCUGAAGUUGGUAUAACUAGAGAAGAAAGCAGUAGGCAACAUUCAUCUCUCGAGAGCGUAUCUAACUCGGUGUUACAGUGUGUUUGACCAUAACUUAAAUUUACGCCGGAAUAUCCCUUUAAAUACAAAUAAAAGCAUAACAAACCACUCGACAUUUACAGAUGGAAAUCACACUCUACAUCCUCACAGACCUCACCGCUCCAUGAUCAUCUACAGGCCGCUGCUGGUUAUUGUCAGUUCUGCAGUAAUGAACAGCUGCUUAUAAAAAAAUGACCAACCAGCUGAGCAACAUGCUGUAACACAACUACUCAGAGAAUGGAUUUGAUUAUAGAGAACACUGAGAAAAGUCCUCCAUGUGGUUACAGCUUGUUUUGUGUUUGCAGGCUGGAGCUGUGGUUAUGUUUGCUGUUAAUAGGCUAAAUGUGAGCGAUGCAUUUUAAUCAGUUUUAAGUCAGUAAGCAGAAUAUUUAAAAUGUUUGUUAGUCAGGCGUUAAGUGUGACAUUUAGAUUAACAUUAUCGUUAAGUAAUUGCCGUCUAAUUUCCCUCUCCAGCUCAGUCUUUGUGCCUCCAUCUCAAGUCUUUUCUCCAUCCUAACCUUUCCCUUCCUUUUAACCCUUCGCUAACCUCACAUCUCAUCUUCUCUCCUCACCUACGCCGUCUCCACCUCUCCCCCUCCUCUGAUGGCGUUUUUCUUCUGUCUCCAGGAGGCCGACAGCUGCCAGCAUUGUGGCGGCUCGGGCUGCGCUCCCUGCUCUCUGUGUCACGGCAGCAAGCUGUCCAUGCUGGCCAACCGCUUCAACGAGUCCAUCAGUGAUCUGCGUUGCCAAGCCUGCUACCCCCAUGGUCUGGAGAAGUGCCAGUCCUGCUCCAGCAAAUAGCACCGUUUGGCUGACACCCAUGUUUGGCAGAGAGCUAGAAAGGGGAGAGAGAGAGAGAGAGAGAGAGAAUGAAUGAGAGUGUGUAGCUGUGAGUGAGCGUGCUAUCAGUUCAUCUGGAUUGUCUCAGCAGCAAUUUUACUCUAAUCCAAAAAUGUUCUUGGUGGGGCUUUUUCGGAGCACUUCUAGGAAACAUAAGCCAUCACUGCGAAGAAGAAUCGCGACUGUGCAGCGGGGACAAAAUCAUAAAAUACAAUUACCGUUUGCUGUGAACAGGGCUUGAGAUAACACGUUUAUCACGUUUUGUCACAUUAUUUUUCAUCUGCAUCCGCUUUUCUGAUAAAGCGGACGGAGUUAUCACUUUAAUUAAAAUGAUGCAAAUGUUUUGGUUUUUAUUUCAGCUAUUGGGCAGGCUGCCCUUUUCCUAUCUCUGCUCUCUUUUCAAAACACAGAGGGUGAAACCUGCUGCAUUCAAACAUGAUGUACUGGAUGAGGUUAUAGGAUGCUUUUUGAAACGGAGCACAGAAAAUUUUGAGGCUCAGAUAAACAAAGGAAAUUGAAAUACCGACUGAAACAGAGGAAAAUAAAAGUUGACGGCACAAACAAAACAUCAGCCAAGUGCGAGUGUGCUCAUCCCAGCAUUUGAAAAUGGCACUUUAAGAGGUUUAUCACUUCUGUUUGUAAAUCUAAGAGAGGAGAAAACAUAAGAGGGAAACAUUUAAAUACACCAACAUGUAUUAAAGACAUACUCAGCUGGACAUUUAGAUUUUUUUUAAAAUUUUUAUUCUACGUUAUUUAUUUAUUUAUUUUUUAACCAGGGAGAUCCUGCAACCAUGAAAGCUUUUUAGACGUCUAAAUUUAGACCAAGUUUAGACUAAAUCUAAAUCUGGGCUAUAUCUAUAUACACUGUAUAUUGCUCAACGGCUAUCGUAAGUACUUGGAGAUCAGUCAUGCAACUCAUAAUUGCUUUUUCAAAUAAAUAGUUAUCGAAUAAUUGGUUAAAGUGCAUCUAAAUUCUGUCUAAAAAUAUACAGAAUCUAGACGGUUGAAAUUAGGUCUAAAAAAAAAAAAAAAAAAAAAAAGGUCUAAUAGCCGUUUAUUGCUCAGUGGGUUUGUGAUAAAAAAUCUGUUAAAGAAGGCAGUAAUAAAGACUUUUAAGUGAUUUCAUUCUCAUGUUAUUGUCAGUCCAAUUUGAUUUAAAGCUUUAUUGACAAAGUUUCAGUAAAUAAACAAAGUAAAAAAAAACCUCAUUAAUUUGUGCCUCUUCUUUUAAUGGCUCCUUUAACCGCUGCCCUAAAUUACAAACUUGUUCAUAAAGGUAGGAUAUGUACAUCAGUUAUGAAGGUGGAAUAUGAAAAUCAAAAUUGAGAAAUCAAACGUCUCCCUCAGGCUUUUAAGUUUCCUCAAAGAUAAAGGGUAAAAAUCUGACCAAUCAGCAACAGUAACUACCGCGCUUUCUCACCAGUCACCAGUAGUGUUGAAUAUUUGAUUCUGAUUGGUCAAAAUCUCAUACCAAUGGCAAUCCAUUCUGAGUGGUGAUACCAUAGUGAAUUUUGACAUAAUAACCAUAGACUGUAUAUAGAAUGGACGUCGUCUGCCUCCUCACUGGGUGAAGCCACCCUAGAACAGCACCCUCUGGUGACAGGCUGCAGUAUAGGUCAUAAAUCCCGCCUCCUCCAACAAUCCCUAUAGAAUUGUGGACAAACUUUUGAAAUUAAAUACAAGUCAUAUCAUAUUUUUUCCCCCCCUGGUUGCAAUGUUGACAUGUAGUUACUGUCAGACUGGUUUGUGCUCAAGUCCUCUUUUUUCUGUACAGCUCCAUUUUAAAAAAUAAUUAGGGGUUCAUGUUUUCAAUGAUUGACACUUGAUACAGCCUAUUGGUGUAUGAAAUUUGCGUAGCUAACCCGGGGGAUACGCUGUUUGAGCCAAGCGUCAUCACAGCGACUCUCCCGCCGAAUACGUACAACACUACUGCGCCAGUGGUGGUUUCAGGAAGUGGAAAAAAACCUGGAAAUACUGAGAGCAAUUCGGCUAAUUCGUAUAAUGACAGAAGGCGGAGCCAAGUUGUCCAUAGUAUAUACAGUCAAUGGUAAAGACUUUAAAAUUAAAGCUCCUGUGAGGAACUUUUGGUGUGUCAAUUUUGCCGAACCCCCAAACACAGUAAACAACGCAGUCUUGGCUUAUCUUGUCAUCUUCAUAUUUAAGUAGUGUCAACUAACUUUUGACUGAUUGUUUAUUGUGGAUAUCUAACAGACAAUAUAAAUACAGGGCUGACUCCUAGCCUCUCGCACAGGUUUCAGGUGUUAAAAAUGACAAAAUAAAUAUCUGAAGGUCUUCUUCACUUCUGUAUAUCAUAAAAAGGUUUCAAUGCAAAUUUUAGUUUAUUUAAUAAAUGUAGGGGGAAAAAGCCUCCCCUGGAGCUAAUAUAAAAAAGCGAUGUUGAAUAAUUUAGAGGGACUAACAUUUAAAUGUACAAAUUAUUAUUUUCUUUUUUAGUAAAAUCCUCUUUUUAUGAGUAUCUUUGGUUGAAUGACGGGUGAUGAGCAGAAUAGUGUAUCAGGAGUGGGUGGUCAUGUAUAAUAGAAUCCCUGCUCACUGUUCAGUUUCACUUCCUGGUGAUUUGGUGGGUUCAUGGUGUCACGGCAGCAUGAAUCAUGGUGUCGCUCACCAAAGUAACAUCACUCUGACACAGUAAAGACAUGGAGGUCGAGCAUCUGUGGUGUGGAUUAACAGCUUCUGUUGUCGUCUACAUAAGGACCCCCUUUUAUUUCACAUCGCCAUGGCCUCUCAAUUCAGUUGAAUCAGCUGUUUUAUUCUGAUUAAAGUGUCUGUAUGAGUCAUUUUCAUCCCAUUUGAGUCAUUUUUCUACUCUUCAUUGUUUAGGAGUGGUCAUGUAAACCCAACUGUCCAUGCACUGCACCCAGAUUGCUUUGUUUUUAUUGUCCUAUGCCUGGAAACAAACUGGAGCCACACCAUAAUAAACAAUAAAGACGGGAAUUACUUCCUUU